AUGAAUUUGGAGAUUUAUGUGGCGCUAUCCGAGUUAGCCAUGCUGCCACGUGGAGUGCCGCAUAGUGAGAAGACGCUCAUGUGCCGGGCGGAGAAGGUCUGUGCGUCGCGACUCCGUGAGUUCCACUCAGAGCGGCUUUUUAACCUGGGCGGAAGACUACUUGACGGAGACCACAAGGAACACUGCGAAGUGGACUACGCGCACCUCUAUUUUUACGGCGACUGGGCUCUCGCGGCUUCCUUUAUUGAGGAAGGUGAUAUCGUUAUCUUAAAGAGAUUUAUUCUCCAUGAUACCCCGCGCAUUGGGGGAGACGAGGCUGAGUUCCCUUUUUUUAUUACGCCAAUCAAAACUUCCUCAACACUGCGGGUGUUGCAAAACGGGCUACAGAACGAUGUCAUGGAGGUAAUGGUGGGGGCAGACAGGCUUGAUUUGCCCUGCGUGCGUGUCCUGCCAAAGACGCUGCGUGCCCCUUUCAUUGCAAACGACAUGGUUUAG
This is a messenger RNA of Trypanosoma rangeli, 495 nucleotides long. RefSeq lists its product as uncharacterized. NCBI's taxonomy places the organism in Eukaryota, Euglenozoa, Kinetoplastea, Trypanosomatida, Trypanosomatidae. The record is from RefSeq and is a predicted model, not a curated record. The coding region runs from base 1 to 495 and encodes 164 amino acids. The transcript has a single exon.